Molecule: messenger RNA, 2106 nt
Organism: Zingiber officinale
Lineage: Eukaryota; Viridiplantae; Streptophyta; Magnoliopsida; Zingiberales; Zingiberaceae
Product: CBL-interacting protein kinase 16-like
Exons: 1
Coding region: 679-1998 (439 amino acids)
Biological process (GO): protein phosphorylation; signal transduction
Molecular function (GO): ATP binding; protein kinase activity
Source: RefSeq, a predicted model, not a curated record
AAACGAUUAUUUAUAUAUAGGUAAUAAUUUUCUCUAUCAAAUUCUUAGGCUCCACAUAUUGAGUCCAGUUUGGUUAUCUAUCGUCCAUUCGCAGUCCCCCCGUUACUCGGGGUACCACCCAACCGCCACCACACUCAAACGUGGCCACCUCCCGUUGGCAUAUUCUCUCGUGUGACAGUUGCCGGAAAAUGACGUCGUUUGUCUCGUGCUGACCUGGGCUAUGUUUCGUCCACUCACAAGCUCUUGUACUUCGUGUUAGAUUCGCUUGCCAAUGCUGCUUCCUCCAGUCCAUCCUUCGCACCUACAAUCUUUUGUCCUCCUUUAUAAGCUCCCCCCCUGAACAAUUUCCUUUCGACACGCAUAAAAAGUUGCCCUGCUUUCUUCUCUUGCCUGAAAAAAGUUGCCGACAGAAGUCAGUCAAAGCUCGGAUUUUUCAGCAGUUGCGUGAAGAAGAAGAGGCAAUUGCCAAAAAACUGAUGUUUGCCAAAGAUGCAGGGUUUAGCAGAGAAGGAGAGGCAUGGACGGUUAAAUUUCUCUCCUAUGUUCAAAUUGCUAGAAUCAAUGUCGUUUUUGAUUCAAACCGCAGUUGAGUGGUAAAGAAGGUGGUGUAUCAAAGUCUCAGGUUGUUCGUCCAUGCGGUUUCAAGUUCGUUGAUUUAGGAAAAAAACAGAGGAAGCAAUGGAAAAGGAAGCAGAAAACGGAGAGAAGAGGAACCAGGUGUUGGGCAGGUACGAGAUGGGGCGAAUCCUUGGGAGAGGCACCUUCGCGAAGGUCUACCACGGCCGAGACCUCCGCAACGGCGAGAGCGUCGCCAUCAAGGUCAUCCAUAAGGACCAAAUCCGCCGUCAAGCCGGGAUGAUGGAACAUAUCAAGCGGGAGAUAUCGGUGAUGCGCCUCGUCCGCCACCCCAAUGUCGUGGAGCUCCGAGAGGUAAUGGCAACCAGGUCUCGCAUCUUCUUUGUCAUGGAGUACGUGCGUGGCGGCGAGCUCUUCGCGCGCGUCCUCCGCGGGCCGCUCCCGGAGAACAUGGCCCGCCGCUGCUUCCGCCAGCUCAUAUGCGCCGUCGAGUUCUGCCACAGCCUCGGCGUCUCCCACCGCGACCUCAAGCCGGAGAACCUCCUCCUCGAUAACAAUGGCGACCUCAAGGUCGCAGACUUCGGUCUCUCCGCACUCCCCGAACAGCGCCGCCACGACGGGCUUCUCCACACGCAGUGCGGCACCCCGAUGUACGUGGCUCCGGAGGUUCUCCGCAGCCAUGGGUACGAAGGCUCCAAGGCCGACGUCUGGUCCUGCGGCGUCAUCCUCUAUGUCCUCCUAGCCAGUUUCUUGCCCUUCCAAGAGGAGAAUUUGAUGCGGAUGUACUGCAAAGUGCUAAAGGCCGACUACCAAAUCCCGCAGUGGUUCUCCGGCGACGCACGCCGCCUCAUCUCCCUCCUCCUCGUCGCCAAUCCAGAGAAGCGCAUCUCCAUCCCGGCCAUCAAAAGCCAUCCUUGGUUCAAAAAGGAAGCCUUCCCUCAAGAACCUCGCAUCCCUCCUCCACCUACACCGGUAGAAGAAGAUGAGCCAAAGCCCGGAUCUCCGAAGUUCUACAACGCGUUCAAGCUCAUAUCCACCUUUUCCUCGGGCUUCAACCUGUCAAGCUUGUUCGAAAACCGGCGGCCGGCAGGGACGAUGUUCACAUCACGCUCGCCUACAGAUGCCAUCGUGGAGCGGCUGGACAGAGCAGGGCAGGAGCUAGGGUUCAACGUGUUCAUGGUGAAGCCAUACAAGGUUAAGAUGGAGAAGAAGAGCGGCAAUGAAUGGAUGGGGCAACUGGAACUGGUAGUCACGGCGGAGGUCUUCGAGGCGGCGGACGGGAUGGCGGUGGUAGAGUUCUCCAAGGAUUCAGGCCAAGCCUCUGACUUCGCCAAAUUUUGCGAGGAGAAGAUCCGCAUGCGGCUGAAGGACAUCGUGUGGGCGUGGCAGGGCGCCGCCGGCACCGAUGAUGGCGAAGAAUAACAGAAUCCUCACUCUUUGUUGUAUAUUCGUCUAAUUCUCUGUUUCCUCCUUUUUCAUGUGUAUUAUUCUACUUAUCGUAGCUAAGAUUAAACUUUUAUUAAAUACACG